This is a messenger RNA of Cynara cardunculus var. scolymus (artichoke), 525 nucleotides long. RefSeq lists its product as uncharacterized. The transcript has 3 exons. NCBI's taxonomy places the organism in Eukaryota, Viridiplantae, Streptophyta, Magnoliopsida, Asterales, Asteraceae. The record is from RefSeq and is a predicted model, not a curated record. Bases 1 to 525 code for a protein of 174 amino acids.
AUGGCUGGAAAUAAUAUUACAUUCAUUGACGAUCUUGACAUACAAAAGGAUGAUUUCACUGUCAAGGUUCGAAUUGUUAGAUUGUGGAAGCAACCGGUGUUUAAAAACCCGGAUGAAAUAUACUCCAUUGAAAUGAUAUUAAUGGAUGAACAGGGCAACAAAAUACAGGCAAAUGUCCUGCAGAAAUGGGUUCCUAAGUUCAGGAACUUACUUCAAGAAGGGGCUGCAGUUUUUAUUAAGAAUCCUACAAUUGCUCGAUAUGCAACGAAGUACAAGUUAAUCGACAAUACAAACAAGUUACAUUUGUAUUACAAGACUUCUGUUUCGAAUUGCCGGGAUUUUAAGGGUUCCAUUUUUGGUUUUUCAUUUGUCAACUUUGAAAACAUUAAACCCAAAAGUAUCCCAGAACAUACAGCAGUUGAUGUAAUUGGGGAGGUUAUUGCUUGUGAGACAAUGAUGACUCUUCCARAUAGCAAUGGAAAAGGCAAAAGAAGAAUGCAACUUGAGAUGAAGGAUUUGGGAUAA